Messenger RNA from Filobasidium floriforme, 2018 nucleotides. RefSeq lists its product as uncharacterized. Bases 353 to 1708 code for a protein of 451 amino acids. Gene Ontology annotation, molecular function: pyrimidine nucleotide-sugar transmembrane transporter activity. The record is from RefSeq and is a predicted model, not a curated record. NCBI's taxonomy places the organism in Eukaryota, Fungi, Basidiomycota, Tremellomycetes, Filobasidiales, Filobasidiaceae. The transcript has 9 exons. Gene Ontology annotation, cellular component: intracellular membrane-bounded organelle; Golgi membrane. Gene Ontology annotation, biological process: pyrimidine nucleotide-sugar transmembrane transport.
GGUCAGAAUGUAUCCCUAAAAGUCUAAGGGAUGUCGGAUAAGAUCGAUUGUAUCGUUCCGUCGCCCAUUCUCGAUGUCCCGGUGCUCAAAGGGCAAUCGCGCCCCUUUCGAUCGGACAUGGCCGGAAUCCUCGUUCGAAGGAUAUAGACCAUCCUCACAUGAUCACAUGUAUCGUGAUUGAUCACUCUCAUAACCAUCAAAUACUUGCAUAUCAAGUAGCUCCUCUAUAGCUUCCUGUGAUCUACAAACUCUACUCUGGACCUCCCAGCGGUCUGACGGAAGAGCCAUCUUCCCUUGCAGACAUACCUUUCCACUGGCCUACCCUCCGCGAACUUCGUUUGAUCGUCCCACCAUGACGUCCCGGACGACCAGCAGUACCAAGAUCGGCAUCUUGGUGGCCACGAUGCUAGUGUCAGGGAGCGCAAAUUCGCUACUGACCAAGUAUCAGGAUAUGCAAUGCGUCAAGAACUGUGCACCAGGAGAUCACCACCGAGAAAACUUCGAACAGCCUGUUUGGCAAAGUCUCAACAUGUUCAUCGGGGAGAUGAUGUGUCUUGUUGCGUUUGCCUUGCAACCAUAUUUUGCCCGCUUCCGAGGUCGUUCUACCGAUGCCUACGAACCCCUAUCUCAAGAGGACGACCGGGUCUCAUCCGAGACAGUCCGACCGCCGGCAGUAAAGACAUCUGGAGAAGACACGGACCGCACCAUCCUCCCCUUGGCCGGCUGGGCCAAGUUCUGGUUCCUCCUGCCGACCAUCUGCGAUUUGACCGGGACGACCCUGAUGAAUGUCGGUCUCAUCUAUACCCCCGUCUCCAUCUACCAGAUGACACGAGGACUCCUCGUUCUCUGGGUUGGGAUCUUCAGCGUCAUCUUCCUUCGUCGAAAGCUGUACGCGUACCAAUGGGUGUGUCUGGUACUCGUCACGACUGGAGUCGCGCUCGUAGGCCUCGCUGGUAGUCUGGUGAAAAAGGCCGCCGCGCCGGAUGACGACCAAGGUUUGACCCUGUUAAAACGAGUCGCCGUAGCUGUAGCAAACAUGGCGGGCCAAGAGGAUCCUGCCAAGGUGUUCAUCGGCGUGCUUUUCAUCGCCGGCGCGCAAAUCUUUACCGCUUCUCAAUUCGUCAUUGAAGAGAAGAUUUUGGCUACCUAUGCCGUCGAACCAUUGCAAGCAGUCGGCCUCGAAGGCCUGUUCGGAGUCCUGCUCAUCAUCAUCGCCAUGCCCAUCCUGCAUCUCUUGUUCGCCGCGAAGUCGGAUUACUUUGACAUCCCGCUUGGGUACCGUCAGAUCAUCAAUGAUCCCAAGAUCGCGGGGAUCUCCGCUGCUAUCUGCGUGUCCAUCGCUCUUUUCAACUUGUCUGGUCUUUCCGUCACGAGAGCCGUCAGCGCUGCUGCUAGAUCUACGAUCGAUACCUGUCGAACCUUGACCAUCUGGAUAGUCUCGUUGAGUCUCGGUUGGGAGGUCCUCAUCUGGCCUUAUAGCUUGCUUCAGGUUGCAGGAUUCGCUCUACUAGUAUACGGUACCUUCGUUUUCAAUGGCCUGGUGAAGCCCCUCAUCUUUGCCCCCAGCGCCAUCGCUUUGCCGCACGAAGCGUCUCUAGAGCAUACGGGCGGUUUACCAGCCGCAGGUGCAGAGGGGAGAGUAGGGUACGACAUCUUGCCCGAGAAUGAGAGCGGUACCUCGGGCAGUCGCACUCCCACCGGUCGAUGAACACCGGCCGGAUUAUGACUAGUUCUCGUGCAUACCGCCGUGCUAUCUGGAUACAAUGACUUUGGCAUAUCUACACGUUCAUGUGCAUAGGAUGAUAUUUGUGAUUCUGCCACGCCGCUUCCCUCUUGGCUUACAGUCCUUGAUAAAGGUGCCCAUCUAGUGUCAUGGCUGAAAGCACCGGAUUUCUUUGUCACCCUCUCUUUGAAACAUGGAUAAAUUGCCAAGGGCUCGCUCUGCUUUUGCCAAAGUCAGUCCUCAACCACCAGUAUCGUGCAUCCCGAAUGAUGGGCUUUUGAUGUUUGAUUCCCCG